UAUAAAAGGCCAACCAUGCCACCAAUUCCACUCACAGCAGAAGAGAGACUUCCGAAACUUGCCAUAAAGCUUCUGAGUUCUCAUCUUCCCUCUCUAGAACUACCUUUGCUAUUAGACAUGGCAAUUCCGGUCAUCGACUUCUCGAAGUUGGAUGGCAAGGAAAGGGCCGAAACUUUGGCUAAGAUCGCCAAUGGAUGCGAAGAGUGGGGAUUCUUUCAGCUGGUGAACCAUGGGAUUCCGGUGGAGCUUCUGGAGCGCGUGAAGAAGGUCAGCUCUGAAUGCUACAAACUGAGAGCUGAAGCCUUCAAGAAAUCCAACCCUGUCCAGUUGUUGAACAAAUUGGAGGAUAAAGAAGGCGAGAACAGUAACGUUCAGCGGUUGGACGACGUGGAUUGGGAGGAUGUGUUUGUUCUCCAAGACGACAAUGAAUGGCCAUCCAACCCCCCAGAGUUCAAGGAAACCAUGAAGGAAUACAGGAGAGAGCUCAAGAAGCUGGCGGAGAAACUAAUGGAAAUAAUGGAUGAAAACUUGGGUUUACAGAAGGGCUGCAUAAAGAAUGCUUUCUCCGGCAAUGGCGAACACGAGCCCUUCUUCGGGACCAAGGUGAGCCACUACCCGCCAUGCCCUCGCCUAGACCUCGUUCAAGGCCUUCGUGCCCACACCGACGCCGGCGGCGUCAUCCUGCUCUUCCAAGACGAUCAUGUAGGUGGACUCCAGAUGCUUAAAGAUGGCCAGUGGAUCGACGUCCAGCCUGUAGCCAAUGCCAUCGUGAUCAACACCGGAGAUCAGAUAGAGGUGCUCAGCAAUGGGCGAUACAAAAGCGUGUGGCACCGUGUGCUCGCCACCAGCAAUGGCAACCGCCGCUCCAUUGCGUCCUUCUACAACCCCUCCCCCAAGGCCACGAUAGCUCCAGCAACCCCCGGAGAAGUGGCUCAACCUUUGUACCCCAAGUUUGUCUUCGGGGACUACAUGGAUGUGUAUGUCAAGCAGAAGUUUCAGCCCAAGGAGCCUAGGUUUGAAGCGGUCGCAGCCAUUUGAAGGCAAAACUGAAGCUAGAAAUGAUGAAAACGAGAAACAAGGUUACAUGGAUUCUUUUUUUUUUUUUAAUGAAGAAGAAUAAAAUGAAUGCAAGACGAGGACUUCCCAGGGGGUUCUUAUGGUGCAUUAGUGCUGGUAUGAUUGCACCCUAAAAUAAGGUUACAUAGAUUUAGUUUUUGUUUCAACCAGUGUAAGUCAGAAUGUUGAGACGUCCUACAAUGAGUGGUCCUGUGUUGGUUAAUUAAUUUGCAAGAGUUGAUUGUUUGUAACAUGGUACUGGACGGACGGGUCAUAAAAUUUGGUGGUGUUGUUCAGUCAGUGUUCACUUAAUUUAUAGUUUGUAGGUGUUGUUGAGUCAGUGUUCACUUAAUUUGUAGUUUGUACUCUUGAGAUCAUGGGCUAAUUCAGUUGUGACUGCUGUAACUUAUUUUACCAUGUAAUUCUUUUUACCAUCAAUGUGUGAGGCUA
Molecule: messenger RNA, 1506 nt
Organism: Phoenix dactylifera (date palm)
Lineage: Eukaryota; Viridiplantae; Streptophyta; Magnoliopsida; Arecales; Arecaceae
Product: 1-aminocyclopropane-1-carboxylate oxidase-like
Source: RefSeq, a predicted model, not a curated record